AUGUCGAGCGGAGACGGGCAGGCACUGCCCAACGAAACCGGACGUGCAGUGCGGUACUUGGAUGCGCUGGAGAUAUUCACCAAAGGCGACUUUGAGCGAGUAAAGAGCAUCAUUCCGCGGUGGAUGGACUCGUACGACCGCGGUGCAGCAGAGCCCCACGACGCAGCCAUAGCGCACAGCACGCCGCUGCAUCUGGCAGUCCAGUGCGCCAAGCGUGAUAUGAUCGUGCAACUGCUCGAGUUUGACGCCCCAAAGGUGCCGAUUGACGCAGCAGACAAACAGGGAAUGACGGCAUUGCAUCUGGCGGCCAAGGCCGGGCGCAAGGACGUGGUCAAGGUUUUGCUUAGACAUGGUGCCGACGACAUGCUUCUGGACGCGUCUGGCCAGGACGCACUGGCGUACGCGACAGAGCCGGACGUGGCAGCGGUAAUCCAGGAUCACCGCUCGGAGCUGGUGCGUAGCACAACCGCGCGGCUACUGGCACUAGCCCGCGCAGGUGGCGAUGUGCAGGAGAUGCUGGACGACGCGGCAGUGGCGGCUCGCGUUAACCUGGCGGCUCGCGACUCGGAGACCGGCGGUACCCUUCUGCAUGUUGCUGUGCAGCAGAACAAUGUGGGCCUGGCUAAGUGGGCGAUCACGCAGGGUGUCGAUGUGUUCGCCAAGGACGGUGACGGUGCCUUGGCAGACAAGUAUGCGACGACACCGGCAAUGACGGAACUGCUGGGCCAGGCACCCAUGGGCAAUGCGCGGACGGCGCUCUCGGGCAGCGCACCGAAGCUGAGCGGGCAGCUGCACAAAUGGACAAACUACGCCAGCGGGUGGAAGCAGCGGUGGUUUGAGCUGGAGGCUGGCGUGCUGUCGUACUACAAAGACAAGGCCGAUGCCGACGCGUCCUGCCGCGGCGCCAUCAACCUGCGCAUAGCUCGCAUUGUGAUGGCCAAGGACCGCACGCAGUUCGAGGUCCACGGCAAGGGCUCAAUCCGCUACCGCCUCAAGGCCAAGGACGCGGCUGUGGCCAAGCAGUGGGUGCACAUGCUGAAUCUUUCCAAGCAGUGGGCCCUCGAGAACCACAAGCAUCCGGCUGAGUCUGAGCGCACCCUGGGCUACUCCCACCGCGGCAGCGUCAGCACCGCUAGCGUCCCGGCCGAUGAUACGGCUCCGGCCGAGCCGCCGGUGCGCGAGCGCUCGGGCAGCCAGUCGCGGCAGAGCAAGGUGGGCUCGGCGGCAUCCAGCAUUCUGAGCAGCGAGAGCGACGACGAGCUGUUUAUGGCCCGCGACGAUUUCUCGGCUGCGCUGUCUGAGGUCAAGGCGCAGCUGUUUUUGCAGGGGCAGCUGCUUGAUAGCCUGCAGGAUGCUGCACCGCAGUACCACGAGAUGGCCGCACGCACGACGCGCCAGCUGACUCUGCUGCUGGGGCAGGUCGAGCAGGCGUACAAGGCCUGCAAUAAUGCCUGGCAGACCAAGAUGCGUAAGGAGCAGGAGCGCAUUGAUAUGCUUGCUGACAGCCUGCGCACUGCCGUCGUCAACUCCAACAGCCUGAUCGACACGAUCCGCACCAAGGGCCAGACGCCCAUCUCAAGCGCUCCGGUGACGCCUGUUGCUACUGAGGGCCCGCAGGGGCUGGAGGCACGGGAUAUUUGCUCUGCUGCCUUUGCCUCGGACAUUGCCGAGCCAGUCGAUGAUGACGAGGACGAGGACGACGACUCGGACUUUGCCGAUGCCACCGACGAGUUCUUUGAUGCCGUCACGUCGGCUGUGGCCCAGGGCAGCAUGCCAAGUGCUGGCGAGAAGCCCGAGGAUACAGUCCCAGAGCCAGACACUGCUCCAGAUGCUGCGCCCGAGGCUACACCAGAGACCACGCCCGAGGCCACACCGUCAGCUGAUCUGACCCACCUGAGCGGCUACUCGCUGCCGGUGCGGAUCCGCAACGAGCUGCCGGAGAUCAAGAAGGGCGGGCCAUCGCUGAACCUGUGGUCGAUCAUCAAGGGCGCAAUCGGCAAGGACCUGUCCAAGAUCUCUGUGCCUGUGUUCUUCAACGAGCCGUCGUCGUUCCUGCAGCGGUUCACCGAGGACAUGGAAUACUGCGAUCUACUGGAGAUCGCGACGCUUCUGCGGCGCAGCGAGGACCGCACGCUAUUUGUAGCUGGCUUCGCCAUGAGCAACUACGCGUCAACCUUUGGCCGCAUCGCCAAGCCGUUCAACCCGCUGCUGGGCGAGACAUUCGAGUACGUCAGGCGGGACAAAAAGUACCGCGCGCUGUCGGAGCAGGUCGAGCACCACCCGCCGAUCUCCGCAUGCUGGGUCGAGGGCAAGAACUACACGUACCAUGCCGACACGAACAUCCGCUCCAAGUUCAACGGCGGCUCGCUGACCGUGGUCCCGACGGGCGUGUGCCACGUGACACUGAAGCUGCCCCUGGCGUUCCUGGAGCGCGACGCCGACGCGGGCACACCAAAGCAAGAAGCGCACAUACACGAGGGGUACUUCACCGAGCACUACACGUGGGACAAGCUGACGACGAACGUGAACGGCAUCAUGAUUGCCAACUUCUGGAUCGAGCAUGUCGGCGACCUGAACGUGCGCAACCACCGCACCGGUGACCUGACAAAGAUCACCUUUAUGCAGUCCAACUGGAUGGGCAAGAACAAGUUCCGCGUGACUGGCGAGGCCCGUAACCGCCAGGGCUCCAUUGUCCACGAAAUCGCCGGCGACUGGACCUCCAAGCUGGUCGCCAAGCCUGUCGGCCACCGUGGAGACUCCGAGGCCACCGACAUCCCGCGCCCGCAGUACAUGGACGACGCGGCCACACUAGGCGAUGCGGUGCGGUUCGCCGAGUCGAACUCGUUGGAGCUGCCGCAGCGCCCGUUCGUGCUCUGGAAGGCCAAUGCACGCGGCGAAAACGCCUACCACCUAACCAACUUUGCCGUGUCGCUCAACGAUAAGCCCGCCGGGCUCGAGCCGUACCUGUGCCCGACCGACUCGCGCUUCCGCCCUGACCAGCGCGCGAUGGAGACCGGCGAAUACGAGCUCGCCGACCGUGAAAAGUCGCGCUUGGAGAAUAAGCAGCGUGCAACACGGCGGCGGCGCGAGCAAGGCGAGCUGAAGCCAUGGAAGCCACGCUGGUUCGUCAAGGACACUGACAAGGACUCGGGCGAGUCCUACUGGCGCUUCACCGGCGAAUACUGGGCUGAGCGCGAGCGUGCCGCAAAGCACCAGACCAGUGGCCCGCCCAAGAUUGAGGCAUGGGAGGACGUCGAGGAUAUCUUUUGA
Messenger RNA from Linderina pennispora, 3270 nucleotides. RefSeq lists its product as uncharacterized. Bases 1 to 3270 code for a protein of 1089 amino acids. The transcript has 3 exons. NCBI's taxonomy places the organism in Eukaryota, Fungi, Kickxellomycota, Kickxellomycetes, Kickxellales, Kickxellaceae. Gene Ontology annotation, molecular function: protein binding; sterol binding. Gene Ontology annotation, biological process: exocytosis; maintenance of cell polarity; piecemeal microautophagy of the nucleus. The record is from RefSeq and is a predicted model, not a curated record. Gene Ontology annotation, cellular component: nuclear envelope; intracellular membrane-bounded organelle; membrane.